Anoplopoma fimbria (sablefish) is the source of this 1650-nucleotide messenger RNA. RefSeq names its product E3 ubiquitin-protein ligase TRIM21-like. The transcript has a single exon. Gene Ontology annotation, molecular function: zinc ion binding; protein binding. The record is from RefSeq and is a predicted model, not a curated record. NCBI's taxonomy places the organism in Eukaryota, Metazoa, Chordata, Actinopteri, Perciformes, Anoplopomatidae. The coding region runs from base 1 to 1650 and encodes 549 amino acids.
AUGUCAUCACAUGCCAGCUUUUUGCUGACCGAGGAGCAGUUUCUGUGCGGCAUCUGUCUGGAUAUAUUCACUGAUCCAGUCACGUUAACAUGUGGCCACAACUUCUGCCAAAACUGCAUCACGCAUCACUGGGACAGCAGCACCCAGUGUCAGUGCCCCACGUGUAAAUUUCCUUUCUAUAAAAGGCUUGAUCUGCGGGUAAAUACUUUCAUAUCUGACAUGGCGGCUCAGUUCAGAGAGUCAGCUGGGAGGAGCAGCUCGGAUCAACAAGCUGCCAAACCAGGAGAAGUUCCCUGUGACAUCUGCACUGAAAGCAAAAGAAAAGCUGUGAGGUCCUGUCUGAUGUGUCUGGCCUCCUACUGUGACGCUCACCUGCAGCCACACCUGACAGCUCCACCCCUGAAAAGACAUCAGCUGAUUGAUCCUGUGGAGAACAUGGACGUCAGGGUGUGUACGAUUCACGAUAAACCUCUGGAGCUCUUCUGCAAAACCGACCAGAUCUGUGUGUGCAUGCUGUGCCCGGUUUUAGACCACAGAUCGCAUGAAGUCAUUCCUCUGAAAGAGCAAUUUGAGAAAAAGAAGGCAGAGCUGGGGAAGAGAGAGGCCAAAAUGCACCGGAUGAUCCAGGAGAGACGAUUGAAGAUUCAGGAGAUCAAACGCUCGGCGAAGCUCAGCAAGGAGGCUGCAGACAGAGAGAUGGCAGAUGGGGUUCUGAUCUUCACCAGUUUGAUACAGUCUUUGGAAAGAAACCAGGCGGAGCUCAUCGGGGCGAUUGAAGCCGCACAGAAAAUGACGGAGAAGCAGGCCAAAGGCUUCAUCCAAGAGCUGGAGAAGGAAAUCUCUGAGUUGAUCAGGAAACAUGCUGAGAUGGAGCAGCUCUCACGCUCCCAUGACCACCUCCACUUCCUGGAAAGCUUUGCGUCCCUGAAUGCCUCUGCACCCACCAAGGACUGGAAAGAAGUCUGCAUCGAUCAGCCAUCUUUUGAGGGGGCUGUGAGGACUGCUGUCGAUCAACUAGAGGAGACCCUCAGUGAAGAGAUGAAGAAGCUGCUCCGAGAGGCCGAUCUGAACAGCUUCAAGCUGUUCGCCGUGGAUGUGACUCUGGAUCCUGAUACAGCACACUGUGCUCUCAUCCUGUCUGAUGAUUGCAAACAAGUGCAUCACGGUGAUGUGAAGAAGAAUCUGCCAGAGAAUCCAAACAGGUUCAAUCUUAGUUGCUGUAUCUUGGGAAAACAGAGUUUCUCUUCUGGAAGAUUUUACUUUGAGGCUCAAGUUAAAAAGAAGACUAGAUGGACUUUAGGAGUCGCCAAAGGGUCGAUCAAAAGAAAGGGAAUAAUCCCACUGUGCCCAGACAACGGCCACUGGACCAUAUGGUUGAAAAAUGGAGAAGAAUACGCAGCUCUUGUCGGCUCUCCUCUUCCUCUCUCUCUAAGUUCAAAGCCACAGAAGGUGGGAGUGUUCGUGGACUACGAGGAGGGUCUGGUCUCCUUCUAUGACGUAGACACUGCAGCACUCAUCUACUCCUUCACUGGCUGCUCCUUCACCGAGAAACUCUACCCAUUCAUCAGUCCUGGUCUCUAUGAUGAUUGCAUCAAUUCCGCCCCUGUUAUCAUUUCUAGCAUCGAUCGCAGUGCUUCUUUAAAAAGAUGA